This is a messenger RNA of Rhagoletis zephyria (snowberry fruit fly), 4229 nucleotides long. It is a transcript of the gene Sec24AB, whose product is annotated as Protein transport protein Sec24AB. Gene Ontology annotation, cellular component: COPII vesicle coat; endoplasmic reticulum exit site. NCBI's taxonomy places the organism in Eukaryota, Metazoa, Arthropoda, Insecta, Diptera, Tephritidae. Gene Ontology annotation, molecular function: SNARE binding; zinc ion binding. Gene Ontology annotation, biological process: COPII-coated vesicle cargo loading; endoplasmic reticulum to Golgi vesicle-mediated transport; intracellular protein transport. The record is from RefSeq and is a predicted model, not a curated record.
GUUUCUUCAUUUCUAUGAAUUGAAUCAAGUUGAAAAUGUCUGGUUAUGCGAAUACGAAUUACGGUCCUCCGCCUAUGGGACAGUCGAACUUGGUGAAUGGCUUACCAGCAACACAACAGCUAUCGCAGGCACCAGGUGGCGCCGGUACACCACCACCGCCUAUUCCAAUGGGCCAACAGCAAAAUAUACUUCAACACAAACAACAACAGCAGCAGCAGUUGCCGCAGCCUGCUCCAGCACUCCAAAGUAAUAUGAGUAAAUUUUUGCCGCCAGCAUCUAGUUCUGCGCUUCAGCCAACUAAUGGACCAGCGCGGCCUCCAAACAGUGCAACAACAUCAGCGCCAACUAGCAAUUUGCCGCCACAUUUGCGGCCACCUGGUUUGAACGGCACACCAGGAGGUAUGCCCUUGACCAAUGGCGGCGGUGGUAGCGGAAAUCUAAGCACGAAUUCUUCGCGCACAGCUUCGCCAUCAUUAGCGCAACAACAGCAACAGGCACAACAAUCGCAGCAUGGCGGAUAUGCAGCAAAGCCACCGAUGAACUUUGCGUCUAGUAGUAGUAGUGUGACGCCAAGCAAUCCGCAAUUCGCAUCCACUGGAAGCGCGCCUGGCUUGUCAGGAAGCAUGCAGAAUUUGAGUAUUAAUCGCACCAAUGGUACGACAGCGCCAAAUGUGGCCAACACGUUCACGCAUCAGGGGCAACCGCUUUUGACUACAAACCAACAUCAACAGCAGUUUCCCAACAACUAUCAGACAAAUUUCCGUACGAACGCCAUAAAUACGGCUACUUCUUUACCCGGACAGCCGACAGCAUCCCAAGCAAGCGUUCCGCCGCCGUCGCACACAUCCUCGCUUUAUGCCGGCAGCAAGCUAUUGCAACCGCCUAUAGCGAGCACGUCCCUCAGUCAAACGGCGCCCACGCAAUCUCUUACUAAUGCGCCACCCGCAAGCAAUGCGAGCAUGUUCGGCACAUCACGUUCACAUCCAAUUGUGACAAAUGCAUCACCAGGUGUGCAACAAAUGCCGCCUCAAGCGUCCAUGUUUUCGAAUGAAAACUACAGACCUGGUUUGGUUGGGCCUACAUUGCAACCACCGUUGCCAGCUACUAGUUCUGCAGCCACCGCUCAACAACAGCAAAAUCAAUUAAACAACAAUACACAAGAGCAAACAGCAUCGCAACGCAAACCAAUGUAUCCAGCAGGACCGCCACCAAUGCUGCCACCUUCUCAACAUCAGCCGCAGCAGCUACAACCACAACAGCAACCAUAUGCGCAGGCAUAUCAGCAACAACCGCAGCCAGGUCUUUUCAAUGGUCUACCGAAUACUGCACCACUGCAAUACCAAUCACAGCCGCCUUAUAUGCAGCAACCUCCGCCAGUGCAGACGCAGCAAUUCCCUCAGCAACAAAAUUUUCCUCCACCCAGUGGCGGUGCAUACAAUCAGCAAAUGAGCGUUACACAGGCGGGUUUCAGUCGACUUUGGGGUCAGGAUACCAUUGAUUUGAUGCAAAAUCGUCAUAUUUUGUCACCAGCCACUUUGUCGCCGCCUCGUAUUGUACUCAAUAAUCAAUUCCACGAAUCUAUUAAUUGUAGUCCCAACAUUAUGCGUUGCACCAUCGCGAAAAUACCAGAAAGUAAUUCGCUGCUACAAAAGUCCCGUUUACCAUUGGGCAUUUUAAUACAUCCAUUCCGUGAUAUUAAUAGCUUACCAGUCAUUCAAUGCCCUAAUAUUGUACGUUGCCGGCUGUGUCGCACAUACAUAAAUCCUUUUGUGUAUUUUGUCGAUAGUAAAAUGUGGAAGUGCAAUCUUUGCUAUCGGGUCAACGAAUUGCCCGAUGAUUUUCAAUAUGACCCAGCAACGAAAACUUAUGGUGAUGUCACACGUCGUCCAGAGGUGCGUUCGAGUACCAUUGAAUUUAUUGCGCCCUCGGAAUAUAUGUUACGACCUCCCCAACCUGCCAUAUAUUUGUUCCUUUUCGAUGUUUCCAUCAUUGCCCAGCAGAGUGGUUACCUUGAGAAUGUUUGCACAACACUGAGUAAACAUUUAGAUGAUAUGCCAGGUGAUGCACGUACACAGAUUGGUUUUAUUGCUUACAACAGUCACGUGCAUUUCUACAGCUUGGCAGAAGGCUACAACCAGCCACACGAACUAACUUUACUCGAUAUUGACGAUCCAUUCUUACCACGACCUGACAAUCUGUUGGUGAAUUUAAAGGAGUGUAAAGAGCUGGUAAAGGACUUACUAACUCAACUGCCAAAGCGUUUUGCCGAUACACAUGAUCCGGGUUCGGCGCUUGGCGCUGCUUUGCAGGUUGCUUACAAAUUAAUGCAAGCAUCAGGCGGUCGUGUAACUGUUUUCCAAACGUGCCUUCCCAACAUGGGACCUGGCUCGCUGGAGCCGCGGGAAGAUCCCAACAAUCGCUCGGCCAAAGAUGUAGCUCAUUUAAAUCCAGCAACAGAUUUCUACAAGCGUUAUGCUUUAGAAUGUUCUGGUUACCAAAUAGCUGUGGAUUUAUUUUUGAUGAAUCAGCAGUACAGUGAUAUGGCAACGAUAUCUGGCAUUAGCAAACAUAGUGGCGGUUGUGUUCAUCACUUCCCGCUCUAUCAGAAAACCAAGCCUCAAUUGGUGGACUCAUUCAAGCAAUGCUUCAAGCGCUAUCUGGUACGUAAAAUCGGUUUUGAGGCAGUCAUGCGCAUUCGUUGUACGCGCGGUCUGCAGGUGCACACAUUCCAUGGCAAUUUCUUCGUACGCUCGACUGAUUUGCUUUCGCUGCCAAAUGUGAAUCCCGAUGCGGGCUAUGGCAUGCAAAUUUCAUACGAAGAAUCCUUGAGCGAGGCGAAAACGGUUUGCUUCCAAGCAGCGCUGUUGUACACAAAUAGCGAGGGCGAACGUCGUAUACGUGUCCAUACAAUGUGCCUACCCGUGACUGCCUCACUGCCCGAAGUCAUGCACGCUGCCGAUACAGAAGCUAUAAUUGGUUUGCUUUCGAAAAUGGCUGUUGAUCGGUCACUAUCAUCGAAUGUCGCCGAUGCUCGUGAAGCGUUCAUCAAUGCAACUGUAGAUAUUUUCAGUGCAUUUAAAAUUGCACAAAAUCUACCAUCCGGACAAACUGGUCAAUUGAUUGCGCCACGGAGCUUAGCAUUGAUGCCGCUAUAUAUAUCGGCGUUAUUGAAGCAUCCGGCUUUCCGUGUAGGCACAAGCACUCGCUUAGAUGAUCGCGUAUACGCAAUGGACUGCAUGAAAACAUUGCCAUUGGAUCAAUUGAUGAAAUUUCUUUAUCCAGAGUUUUAUCUAAUUGAUGCAUUGUUUUAUCCAAAUGCAAAUCAAAAUUCAAAUGCGAAUGCUGCAGAAGAUGAAGAAGAAGAUGAUUUGCCGGAUGUGCCACGUCUGCAGCUCUCAGCUGAAUUCUUGGAUUCGCGUUCAAUAUUCUUACUUGACUGUGGUAAUCUUAUUAUCAUUUAUGUGGGUCUAAAUGUGCCCGUGAAUGUAUUGGAAGGCGCAUUUGGCGUUAAGUCGACUGCAGAAUUACCUGACUAUGUGUACGGUUUGCCAAAUGUGAAUAGCCCUGAAAAUGAUGUUUUAAAACGAUUUAUAUUGCGUUUGAACGAUGAUAAGCCCUAUCCUCCUAUAGUACAGAUUAUAAGGGAUACAAGUACAGCCAAACCUCAGUUUAUAGACAAGUUGGUUGAUGAUCGGAGUGAAUCUAGUUUAUCGUAUUAUGAAUUUUUGCAGCAUGUACGGACUCAGGUUAAAUAGUAUUUUGUAAGUGGAAAUUAAGCGUAUUAAUUGAUUACAAUAUACAAUAAUUUAAAGGAAAUAAGCCACAAAUAAAAAGGGUAACCUACAAAAAAAUUACUAUAUAUUAUCUUACUUAUAUGUGACAGCGUAUGAAUGUAAUCACUUACUUAUGGAAAAACAAUAAAUUCGCUAAACAAUUAAGCACCACAUGGACUAUGUGGUUGAUUGAUUGAUAUACGAAAAGGAAUUUACAUAUAUGUAUAAGUACGGAAAUACGCAUACGAAAAUAAAAAUAAAUAAUAGUUAUUAAAAUGCAAAUGAAAUAAUAUAUAAAUAUGUACAUGUACACUUACUUGCACGCGCAUGGAUGUGUACUUAACUAAGAAAGCGAAGUAGUAAGAAAAAUAUUUAGAUAUUAAGCGAAUAAAUCUGUAGCAUCGGAUUUGAAUAGCGUGCUUUGGGCAAUUAAAGGCUGCAAUUAAAAAAAAAAAA